AUAUCCCUCCUUCACUAACCACUCUCUCACAAAUUAAGAGCCUUUUUAAUCACAGAACUUGGGUUUCUGCUGCUACUGGUGUUAUUGUUUGUAGAAGAAAUUAGAAAUGGAGGCCGGAAGAGUGGGGAGGAUAAAGCUAGGUUCUCAGGGACUGGAGGUGUCCGCACAGGGCCUCGGUUGCAUGAGCAUGUCCGGCUCCUAUGGCCCUCCCAAGCCCGAACAAGACAUGAUCCCUCUCAUCCACCACGCCGUCCACUCCGGCGUCACCUUCCUCGACACCUCCGACGUCUACGGCCCCUUCACCAACGAAAUCCUUCUCGGAAAGGCUUUGAAGGGAGGGGUGAGAGAGAAGGUGGAAUUGGCAACCAAGUUCGGAAUUAGCUUUGGGGAUGGAAAGAAGGAGAUCCGUGGCGAUCCGGCGUAUGUGAGAGCCGCCUGUGAGGCCAGCUUGAAGCGCCUCCACUUGGAUUGCAUCGAUCUCUACUACCAACACCGCGUCGACACUCGUCUUCCCAUCGAAGUCACGAUUGGGGAAUUAAAGAAACUAGUGGAAGAAGGUAAAAUAAAAUACAUAGGUCUCUCUGAGGCCUCUGCUUCCACCAUCAGAAGAGCUCAUGCGGUUCAUCCAAUAACAGCUGUGCAGCUGGAGUGGUCUUUGUGGUCUAGAGAUAUCGAGCAAGAAAUCAUUCCUACUUGCAGGGAACUAGGCAUUGGGAUUGUUGCAUACAGUCCUCUUGGACGAGGAUUCUUUUCGUCGGGGGUUAAGGCUGUCGAAAGGCUUACGGACAAGGAGUUGCUAAAGUUCAUACCUAGGUUCCAACCUGAAAAUCUAGAGCACAACAAAAUCAUAUUUGAGCGUGUUAAUGAAAUGGCAACGAGAAAGGGAUGCACCCCAUCACAACUAGCAUUGGCUUGGGUUCAUCACCAAGGGGAUGACGUGUGUCCAAUUCCAGGAACCACCAAGAUUGAAAACUUCAACGAGAAUAUUAGAGCUUUAUCUGUGAAACUCACACCAGAAGAAAUGGUUGAACUCGAAUCAUUUGCUUCAGAGGAUGCUGUUAAGGGUGAUAGGUAUUCGAAUGACAUUAAGACUUGGAAGGAUUCUGAAACUCCACCACUUUCUUCAUGAAAAAUUGCAUAAACAUAGGCUUUUUGUUGUGUGUCUCAAUAAUUUGAAUCCUUAUAGACGUUAAUAUUAUAAUUGAAGUGUAUAUGUUGAGAUCUU
Molecule: messenger RNA, 1225 nt
Organism: Corylus avellana
Lineage: Eukaryota; Viridiplantae; Streptophyta; Magnoliopsida; Fagales; Betulaceae
Product: putative aldo-keto reductase 2
Cellular component (GO): cytoplasm
Source: RefSeq, a predicted model, not a curated record